Messenger RNA from Linum trigynum, 3234 nucleotides. Lineage: Eukaryota; Viridiplantae; Streptophyta; Magnoliopsida; Malpighiales; Linaceae. The record is from the annotation of a GenBank genome assembly.
AAUCUCUAUACUUGAUUAGUGGUACAGCAACUUUAAACUUGGGUUUUCUCAAAAUGCUAGCUAGGAACGUAUACCAAUACUAAGGGUUGGUUCUGGAUGUGGUUACGCAGCGGACUAGUUAAAUUUGGAUUUUCUUUGAUUUGGCAGCCCUUAUAGGAGCUUGCUAUUUGCCGCCAACCAAAUUGCUAUUUGUCGCCAACAAAAAAAAAAAGUAUAUAUGUACAUCUUUGGUUAAGGAGUUUCACAAUCUACAACAUAUCCAACUUUCAGAGAAGGUAUUGAAUCAGAAAAAUUCGACGCUCGCCGAAAAAGUCGCCGAAAAAUCAUUGGGAAAAUUUCCGGCGGCCGGAACCUGGCCGGGCCGGAACCAGGCUGGGCCGACGGAAAUCGGUGGCCGGAGCCAGGUUGAGCCACAAAAUGUUUUCGGCUCAGCCUGGCUCCGGCCACCGAUUUCCGUCGGCCCUCCCUGGUUCCGGCCGCCAGAAAUUUUCGGCCCGGCCAGGUUCCGGCCAUCGAAAAUUUUCGGCCCACCGUCUGUUUUUGGAAUUUUUUGAAAAAAUUCGAUUUUAGGAGUUGAAUUUAGAGUUUAGGAGUUGAAUUUAGCAUUUAAGAGUUGAAUUUAGCGUGUAAGAAUUGAAUUUAGAGUUUAGGAGUUGAAUUUAGCGGUUAAGACUUGAAAUUAGCAUUUAGGUUAACAGGAAUAUUGAUGUGUUAUAUUGUAAUUGUAGGAAAAAUGUCAGAGUGGUUACCGGCCGAUCAUGAUUACACACAGGAAUUUGAGAAUGGGAUCCAUUAUGCAAGUGUGAAGUUAGCUGAGUUAGCUGCAAAAGCAUUCGCUCAGGAGUGUGGGUUCUUUAUUGUUAGAGGAGCAUGGAAACCGAAUACUGCUGGACUACAUCCUGUUACUGCCCUCUGUAUGUAUUGCGACAGAAGUAGUAGGAUCGUUAAGUCUUAUAAACCAGACCCUACGAAGGAGACGCGUGGAAAUAUUAGUUCGAAGGAUACUGGUUGCCAGUUUCAGAUAUGUAUUAAGGAAGUAUGGCAAGAGAAUGGUCCAAACACAUGGGUCAUAGUGGGAGUGACAAGUCGUGUAACCGGAGCUAAUAGAGGGUUUCACAACCAUGAAAAGGUGUUGUAUCUAGAACAUCACCGACACAACAAACAGUUUAGUGAGGCUGAAAAAGAGAGGUUAAGAUUAAUGAGGAAGGCGGGGGGUGAGACCAAAUCAGCAGAAGACAACACUCAAUACUGAAGGGGGUGUGCAUCAUGAUAUCAAACAGAUGUACAACAGAAAUUACAAAACAAGAUUGGAUGAGAUGGAUGCAAUACAGUUUGCGCUUCACGGAGCUGAACAGGGUCGGUACCAUAUCUGUUUGCAAAAGGACUCUAAUAAUGUGCUCACUAAUCUGUUUUUUGCGCACCCGACGUCCAUUCAGAUGUUGCAUGCAUGGUUGUACGUCAUCCUCAUUGACUCGACCUACAAGACCAACAGGUACGGCUGGCCAUGGGUUGAGAUUAUUGGGGUUACUCCAGUCAAGAAGAAUUUCAACAUUGCAUGUGCAAUUAUUAAGCAGGAAACAAAGGAAACAUAUGAGUGGCUGCUGCGAUGUAUUAAAGGGUUGCUCGGUGAUACGGUUCCGAAUGUCAUUGUGACAGACAAAGAAGGUGGUUUGCUUGCUUAUGUUCCUGUGGUCUUCCCUCUCCCACAUACUGUCCACCUACUAUGUUUAUGGCACGUCAACAACUGUGUGAAGCAAAAGUUUGAGCAAUUACUGGGUGGAAUUGCAAACAGAGAGGUAGCACAAGCGGUAUGGAAGAAAUAUUUCGACAAAGUUGCAUGGAGUUGGACUCAGGAGGGUUUUCUUCAAAAGAUUAAUGGGUUUGAGAGGUUCUGGACAGAGAAGAACAUAAAAAUGGUCGACUACGUGCGAGGUGAGUGGUUGCCUCAUCAGACAAUGUGGGCAAAGUGCUACACGAACCAUGUGUUUCAUCUUGGUAACACGAGCUCGAAUAGAGUUGAGUCAUCUCACUCUUCAUUCAAGACUUUCCAUGUGUCUGGUAGAGGAGCGAUUGACACUUAUUUUGCGAAGAACCACAACUACAUGGAACAUCAGUUUCUGGAAGUGGUGAAUGAACUGCACAAGUCACUGAACCGCAAUCUGAGUGGGGCAAUUGAGUCUUCGUCCACGUUUUUGAGGAGGGUCGUUAGUUGUGAGGCAAUCAAACUGAUGUUAGAUGAGGCGGGUUCCGCACCACCGGGGCGAUGGAUGGAUUCUGAGGACUUGUUCGUGUUUGCCACCAUCUACAACAUUGCAGUCAUGGUCUUCUCAUACCAGGUGUAUGAUGUCAAUAAUGCAAACCGUCCACUACCCAACCGCUACGAUGAUGCCUAUAUUGUAUUGCCUAUUGAUGCGGAACCAGGUAUUUUGCCACCAACCAUGUUCUUAUCACUGCACUAUGUGAACAACCACUACAUUCGAUUGUACUUCAACCAUGAUCAGUUUCCCAUACCCCCUCUGCAUCCAAUUUGGCAUGGGCUAGCAAAUCCUAAUGUGGCGGAGUGGGGAGCUAUUCUCGAGGUUGGACAAAAUUUGUUUGCGAGCCUUGGUGGUCGGCAGCGAGCCAGGCAGAAAGACCCCCGAAGAGCUAGGGGAAGGGGUAGGGGUAGGAGCAAUGCAUAGCAUUGCAAUGCUCUAUUUAUAUGUUGUUUUUUUCUAGUUGUAUUUUAAAUGGCCCUAGUGUCAUUAUGAACUUAUGGAUUUCAUUAUGGAUUUCAUUAUCUACCCUCAAUGUUUUAAUCAUGAGUGUGCAAACAUCCGAUCCAAACAUAAGUAGUCAAACAAACAUAAGUAGUCAAACAUCCGAUCUAAACAUAAACAUGGAAACAUGCAGUCUAAACAUAAACAUCCGAUCCAAACAUACAUAAGUAGUCAAACAUCCGAUCUAAACAUAAAUAUGCAAACAUGCAGUCUAAACAUAAACAUCCGAUCUAAACACAAAUAGUACAAAUCAUAAAUGAUCCAAACAUCAAAACAACUAAAAAUCCCCUGGAGGGGGGAGUCCCUGAGAAACCCAGUACUCAGUCUACACAUCAUGCACUACGUGCGGUGCCCAGUAGGCUCGUCGAGAAUGCUCAAGAAACUCCUCCUCGGUCCCUGCUGCUGCUUGAACCGUAGGUGCAAACGUGUACAAAAGGUCGCGAGCACGCUGCAUGAAAAAAACAAGAACAAUUGU